Messenger RNA from Hippopotamus amphibius kiboko, 3715 nucleotides. It is a transcript of the gene SLC36A3, whose product is annotated as solute carrier family 36 member 3. NCBI's taxonomy places the organism in Eukaryota, Metazoa, Chordata, Mammalia, Artiodactyla, Hippopotamidae. The record is from RefSeq and is a predicted model, not a curated record. Gene Ontology annotation, cellular component: vacuolar membrane. Gene Ontology annotation, molecular function: amino acid:proton symporter activity; L-proline transmembrane transporter activity; L-alanine transmembrane transporter activity. The coding region runs from base 226 to 1710 and encodes 494 amino acids. Gene Ontology annotation, biological process: proton transmembrane transport; glycine transport; proline transmembrane transport. The transcript has 10 exons.
AAACUGGGAGGGGCUGAAAGCCCGGGCGAGUCCCGGCGUGUGGCCGGGCAAUCACAAGGGGCACUGAGGAUCAUCCUGAGAUGAGACUCGCCUAAGUCCCCAAAGCCAGGGGAGGCACAUAAUCGACAUCGCUUCCCCCUCUCACCAGCCCCAGGGCCAGGCACCUUCAGGAAUUAGGAGCCAGCAUCUCAGUGCUGCAGCCUUGGUUUCUCUGGCGAAACACCCAUGGGAGGCUGGUUCAAGGCGUUACAGUUCUUAACUCUGAGUCACCACCACCUACCCACCAUGUUGAAGAUCUCAUUGCUUGCAAGGGACAACAACAGCGAGCCCAAGUCCUUGGAUGAUGGGUCCAAGUCACUCUCGGAGAGUAGCAGCAGCAUCACUUCAGAGAAUGUCCAUCCCCCAGAGGAAGCCAAUGGAUUAACGAUGAUGCAAACCUUGAUUCACUUACUGAAAUGCAACAUUGGCACAGGGCUUCUGGGGCUUCCUCUGGCCAUGAAAAAUGCCGGCUUAUUGGUCGGUCCCAUCAGCCUGCUGGCCAUUGGGAUCCUCACCGUGCACUGCAUGGUCAUCCUGCUGAACUGCGCUCAUCACCUAAGUCAGAGACUGCAAAAGACGUUUGUGAACUACGGAGAGGCCAUGAUGUAUGGCCUCGAAACCUGCCCAAACGCCUGGCUGAGGACCCACUCGGUGUGGGGGAGGUACACGGUCAGCUUCUUAUUAAUCAUCACGCAACUGGGCUUCUGCAGUGUUUAUUUUAUGUUUAUGGCAGACAAUUUACAGCAGAUGGUAGAAGAAGCCCACGUGACCUCCAACACCUGCCAACCCAGGAAGAUCCUGGUGCCGACGCCCAUCCUGGACAUUCGCGUCUACAUGCUGACAAUCCUGCCCUUCCUGAUCCUGCUGGUGUUCAUCCAGAACCUCAGGGUGCUGUCCGUCUUCUCGACACUGGCCAGCAUCACCACCCUGGGGAGCAUGGCGCUGAUCUUUGAGCAUAUCGUGCAGGAGAUUCCAGAUCCCAGGAACCUGCCCUUGAUGGCAAGCUGGAAGACCUUCUUGCUGUUCUUCGGAACAGCCAUCUUCACGUUUGAAGGCGUCGGUAUGGUUCUGUCUCUCAAAAACCAGAUGAAGCAUCCACAGCAGUUUUCUUUUGUUCUGUACUUGGGGAUGUCCCUUGUCAUCGUCCUCUACAUCUGCCUGGGGACACUGGGCUACAUGAAGUUUGGGUCGAACACUCAGGCCAGCAUCACCCUCAACCUGCCCAAUUGCUGGUUGUACCAGUCAGUCAAGUUGAUGUACUCCGUUGGCAUCUUCUUCACCUAUGCCCUCCAGUUCCAUGUCCCAGCUGAGAUCAUCAUCCCCGCCGUCAUCUCUCAGGUGUCAGAGAGCUGGGCGUUGUUUGCAGAUCUGUCUGUCCGCACAGCCUUGGUCUGUCUCACCUGUGUCUCGGCCAUCUGCAUCCCCCGCCUGGACCUGGUCAUCUCCCUGGUGGGCUCCGUGAGCAGCAGUGCCCUGGCCCUCAUCAUCCCACCCCUCCUGGAGCUCAUCACCUUUUACCCUGAAGACAUGAGCUGUGUCACCAUUGCAAAGGACAUCAUGAUCAGCAUCCUGGGCCUUUUGGGGUGUGUAUUUGGAACGUACCAAGCCUUCUAUGAGUUGAUCCAACCCAUCAACCGUUCCAUAGCCAACUCCACAGGUGUCUAUGCAUAAUUAUCUAUUUUUAUUCUGAUAGUUCUCCCUUACUCUCGUACCCAAUUUGACUUCUGUUGUGAUUGUUAUGUACAUUCAUCAAACCGCAACAUCUCUAUAUUAAUUAGCGGCUUCAUCUUUCCAAGAGAAAUGUAGAUAACACAGGUCAGUACUGAUACUUCUCAGGCUAUGUCUUUUCUGGUUUUUGGAUUUCUCUGGAGGCCUUUUGUCCCUCUGAACCAAAACCACGUUCAACCAUUCAUAUUAUCAGCCUCAUUUAAAGGGAAAAAGGAUGCCAUGUGCCGAUGACAUUCCUGGAAACAGAGACAAAGCAAAAAUAUAAAUGCAAAAGGAGCUGUUUUCUCUAUUCUGCAGUAACUGCCCUUAAAGCAUCAGGUUCAGAAAAGUGUAUGUUGUGGGGAGAGGAGUUUCUGUUAUUUGUUUUUGUUUGUUUUUUUUUUGGCUCCGUUGGGUCUUGGUAGCUGUGCACGGGCUUUCUCUAGUUGUAGAGAGCGGGGACUACUUUUUGUUGCAGUGCGCAGGCUUCCCGUUGAGGUGGCGUCUCUUGUUACAGAGCACAGGCUCUAGGCGCUCGGGCUUCAGUAGUUGCAACACACGGGUUUAGUAGUUGUGGUGCACCGGCUUAGUUUCUCCGUGGCAUGUGGCAUCUUCCUGGACCAGGGCUCGAACCUGUUGUUCCCUGCAUUAGCAGACAGACUCUUAACCACUGCGCCACCAGGGAAGUCCCAACAUGGUUGAAUCUUAAAAUAAUCAUAUUCAGUGACAGAAUCCAGAUUUUUUUUUAAAAAAGGUAGAAAUUUUAUCAUUCUACUCAUGUAAAAGUUUAAAAAAUGCAACCUAAUCUGUAGAGACAGAAAGAGAUAUGAGGAAACUUUCAGAAGUGAUGGAUAAUAUGUUCACUAUUUUGAUUGUGAGGAUUGUUUCCCACGUGUGUGUAUAUAUGUCAAAGUCUAUCAAAUUGUACAGUAUGUACAGUUUUAUUAUAUAACAAUUAUAACGCAAAGAUGUGAAAAAUAGAAUGUGAAGCAUGAUGCCAUUUUGGUUCCUUUUAAAAAAGCAGUCAUUUGCAUAUAGUCAAACAGUUUUGAAGGAUAUGCAUAACAAAAUGUUAUGGGAAUUUUCUCCAACUGGGUUCAAUUAUAAGUGAAAUUUUACGUUUUGUUGUUGUUUGGGGGGUUUUUUUGUUUUUGUUUUGCUUACCUGUGUUAUAUUUUUAGCAAUGUGUUGAUUUUAUAACUAAAGAAACUUCACAUGAGGGAAAAUUUUAAUGAUUGGUGCACUCUAAUGCAAGCACCACUUUUUAAAAACAUUUUAUGGUGAACUAUAAUACCCAUACAGGAGGGUAUGCAAAGCAUAAAUCUACAGUAGAAUGAGUCUUUCCAGGUAACAUCACUUUCAACCUCACCUUCUAUGGCCUAAAUAACAGGAAUCCCAGCUAGGGUUAGCAGAGUUCUCAGCCUGCAAUGCGUCUCCAUUCAUUUUCCAUGGUCAGAUGUCAAGCAACCACCUCUCAGAGGAGAUGUGAAGUAGCUAUGGCAUCAUGAAGGAAACGGAGGUAGAGAGGAGCAUCCUACCACUAUGUAAGAAAGCUAUAUGCCAGUAGUAAGAUCUUUGCUCUUUGGGGACUCAGACCAUGAGCCUGGAGCAGGUAAGGCUUUUAGGGAAUAUAUGGAAGCCUUACUGUAGAAUAUAGAACAAUAAAAUGCAUAUAAGACAGUGGUUUAUAACUUUUGGAGGGGUCCUACACCUUGUUGAUGCUAAUGAAAGCCAUGGGUCCUCCUUCCAUAACAUUCACAUAUAUGCAUACAUACUAAAUUUUGCAUGCAACUUUAAGAGCAAUGACAAACCACAUGAAACAGACCUUGGGUUGCAAAAGAACCUCUGGAAAAAGAAAUGCAAGAAUUUCUGCUUCUCGUGGCAUUGAAUAAUAAUGUGCAGACAGUGGAUACCCAACCCUGGCACUAAGGUUUGAAUGCAGAAUGGGGCGAUAUUCAAAAUCAGACGG